AUGAUCACAAAGCCCGAUUCUCCCCCGCCAUUCUUGGUGCAAGCCAACAGAAAGCGACAAGUCCUCCCGGCAACAUGGAUGAGGGCCGGUACAUCGAAGGGUCUUUUUAUUCACCGUAAAUACCUCCCAAAUCAACAAGAAGCCUGGUCACCAUGGAUUCUAGCAGCCAUGGGCUCCAGAAACGGUGACCCUCGCCAACUCAAUGGUAUCGGUGGAGCAACCUCGACGACGUCCAAAGUCGCCAUUGUAUCACCUUCUAGAGCACCUGGGAUCGAUGUUGAAUAUACGUUUGCACAGGUCGCAGUUGGCAAGCAGAAAAUCGACUAUAGCGGAAACUGUGGCAAUAUUGCCAGUGGUGUUGGUCCCUACGCCGUUGAAGAAGGGAUGGUUCAAGCAAAGCCGGGCCAGACACAUGUUGACGUUCGAAUUUUAAAUACAAAUACUGGGCGUGUCCUGGUAGAAACAGUCGCUGUGGACGAGCAAGGGUUCUUGCUCGAGCAAGGCGAUUAUCAAAUGGCAGGUGUUUCAGACCCAGGGGCCGAGAUCAAGGUAGCCUUCGUCGACCCUGCUGGCUCGAUGACUGGAAAGCUGUUCCCAACUGGACGCACCGAAGACAGAAUCAUAGUCGAAGACCCGACGGCCUUAGAAGACUCAUUUAGCGUCCAAGCCACUCUGAUUGACGCUGCAAAUCCAUUCGUCGUCGUCGAUGCCCAAACUUUACCAUCGAAAUUCGUUCAAGGCUCCAAGGAGUGGCUGGAAACCAUUGAGGACAUCCGACGGGAAGGUGCGGUCAUGAUGGGAUUGGCAGACACCACCGAGCAAGCUGCUCUGACACGUGGAACGCCAAAGAUUAUGAUGGUGUCACCGCCAAACACAAUGAACGGCAAUGGAAAGGUUCAGUCCACACCCGAUAUUUCUGUUCUCUCCAUGAGCAUGGGCCAGAUCCACCCCAGCGUCCAACUCACCGGCGCGGUAUGUCUUGCCGGUGCCUCCUGCAUCGAGGGUACCGUCGCGUACAAACAUUGUAGCAGCGAGAAGCUCCUUAACAGCUUCGGAGUCGAGUCAACAAAGCAAGCCUCACAGUCUCCCAAGACGAUAGUGAUUGGACAUCGAAGUGGACAGAUCCCCGUAGGCGUACAUCUACAAGGCCAGGAUGCUCUUGAGCGAUGUGUUGUCUCGAGGACCGCGAGAAGGCUGUUUGAGGGAAACGUUCUGUUCUACGCUUAA
Messenger RNA from Exophiala bonariae, 1227 nucleotides. RefSeq lists its product as uncharacterized. The coding region runs from base 1 to 1227 and encodes 408 amino acids. The record is from RefSeq and is a predicted model, not a curated record. The transcript has 2 exons. Lineage: Eukaryota; Fungi; Ascomycota; Eurotiomycetes; Chaetothyriales; Herpotrichiellaceae.